CGCGGCGUCCCGGGGCGUCCAGCACGUCCUUCUGCAGAGCUCCGCGUUAUGGGUUUUCUGGUUGGCUACUCGCCUGGCCGGCACUUUUUGAUUGGCCGGUGUGCCUACGUUCCCCGCCCCCCCCCCCGCCCCCCCGCCGGAGCCUCUCGGCUGGCGGGUUCCGCAUCAAUCCCGCUCUGAGCCGCGGCAGAGGCGGCAGAGGCGUGGCUGGGGUUGGCGCCCAGCCGCGUGAACACCUGCACCCACCCACUCCCAACAGCCCAGAUCCAAUGCCGCAAUUAGCGGGGACCGAAAGAGGGGUGGCGGUUGGCGGGGGGGUGGACCGAGGAAGUGCCUGUGAGGUGCUCUGAGCUGGGGCGGGAGCGAAGAGAAGCCAGAGUCAGCAUCUGCCAGAAGGAGCCCCUCUGACAAACCCAGACACAGAUUCCUUUAGUAUUUGUGCAUUCAUUCAACACUUUAUAGCGUCUACAGCAUACUAGAACGAAGUCUGGGCAUCUGGGGUGGAGGAGGACUGGUAGAGGGAGAGGACAUGUGAGCGAGGGAACAAACUCAGAAUAUGCGAUCCUUUCGUUGAACAUUUUUUUUCAACACUUAUCAACGCCUACUGUAUACUAACAAUAGCGCUGGACAAGAGGAGUCAGAACAGCACGUGUCUCCACAGUGAAGGGAACAAACCCAGACACUAAAGCUGUUGGCAUUUGCUCAGUGUUGCACUAAUUAGAAUUUACUGAAUGCUGAGCCCCUGGUGAUGAGGCAAAUCAUAAGAAUCAUCAUAAUUAUGGUAUUAGCUAAUACUUAUAGAGUGCUUGCCGUGUGCCUGGUAGUGUUUUAGGUUGCACAGCAUGAAUUCAUUUACUCCACAACAAGCCUAUGAGGGUCACUAUUAUCAUUAUUCCCAUUUACAAAGGCACAGAAAGGUAGCAGGCUGGACAUUUGAAGCACGAUGUGUGCUAUGAGUGGAGGGAUGCCUCUAUGGAAGGGUUCAGAUGGGAGAUGCGUGACACCUGGAUUCUGUCAGGGUGCUCACUCCUCUGGGUCGGUUUCCCCCCAUAAAAUAGGUCAGUUGAUGGGUUGAAAUAAAGACAAAGUUGAAUUUUUGGUCAUCUUGGGAAGAAUGAGCUGAAGGGAGUGAUUCUGGUUGCUUACUACAGGGUAUGAGAGGUAUGUGUCUACAAGAGAGUGGAACUUUGCACAUCAUGAGACACAUAUCUUUGUGUAUGUGUGAUAUGCAGACCUAUGGGCCUGUGCAAGAAUUAAGGAUGUAUUGAGUGUAUGUGGAGUGCAUGUAAAGUUACAACCAUGUGUGCGCCAUAACAGUCUGAGUUAUAGGUGUGUGUGUGUGUGUGUUUGUGUGCACGUGCACACAUGUACAUGUGCAUUAAGAUGUCGUGGAUAAUACAUGUGUGUGAGUUUUAAACAUGGGUACAAUACUGAUUACAAACAUAUGUCAGGGGUGUGUGUUUCAGAGUCAUUGCUCACUAAUGCACAACAAAGAAAAUCAUUCCUGGAGCCCCUUCUAUUCGUUCAUUCCUGCUGGAGACGAUGGAGACAGUGCAGAGGAGGCUUACCUCUGCCUCAGGGAGUUGAGACACUCCUGAGGGGAAUCCUCAUUCUUCUGCUAAACAACCUCCAAAAUAUUAAUUUCUGGAAACCGAGCCACCUGGAGAAAGGGACUGAUGCUGGGGGCCAUGAGUACUAGAAACGUGGGAAUGGGGGCCCUGGGAAGAGGCAUUCUGGAGACAGAUUCCUAAGGAGCCCAACUUCUGACUCCCAGAGGAGCCAGAGAGGUCUGUUGACUUGCAGCUGCUCCUAUCCCCUAGAGAGGGCACCAUGGGUCCAACACAGCUUGUUUACUUCAGUUACUGAGCAAAAAACUGAGAAGCACAUACUUCUAAAUGUUGGAAAAUACAUGAUUCAUGGGAGCUCCCCAUCUGGGCAACACUGGGAUAUGGAAUGCCGGAGAGAGCAUCCAGGAAGGAGAGGGAAGGAAUGGCCAAAGCGAAGGCCUGGAGGUGGGACUGAAGCUGCCUGGCAUGGAGGAGGGAGUAGAGAAUGGUUUGGAAGUAUUGAACUUGAGGACUGGGGAGGCUAGGGUAAGAGGGGAUGGAAUCUGAGUCCUGGGGAAGGGGACUUCCUGGAGACCUUAGCCAAAGAUGAUCCUUGAGAGAGAGAGGUAAAGGACAUUCCUGGCAGAAGUCACAGCACAUGCGAAAAUAUAAAGGUUGUCUCCUCCCCCCACCAGCCCCCCACACCCUUAGAGAUGGGUCAGGUGAUCAUCUUGAUAGAUGAGGAAACCAAGUCUCAGCAGGGUUAAGUCACUUUCCCGGGGGUAUGGUGGAGGUCUAUUUUGAACUUCAAGCACUCUGACUCUAGACUCCACACCUUUACUACCUUGUUUAAACGGACCAAGGAUUUAAAGAAUAAAGAAUGAACAAAUGAAUAAGUGGAUGAUUCACCUGAAAAUCCUGCAAGCAGAAGAGACUCCAAAUCUGCCUAUUUCUUACCGUAUCUUCUUCUACCUCACUUGGUCCACCAUCAUCACUCACUAUGGCCCACAAGGACCUGCUCAGUCUGGUCCCUGCUAACCACUCUGACCCCAUCUCCUGCCACAAACCCCCCUUGCUCACUUUGUUUCAGCCACACUGGUACCUCUUUCUAGCACAUUCUUUUUUUAAAAAAAACGAAUGGAUCACAAAGUGAACAUGGCCUUUUGGGAAUGAAUUGGAGGUCUUGGAUUCCUUCAUCUGUAAAAUGGGUAUGUUUCCCACCCCAUAGUAUUGUUGUAAGGGUUGGAUGAAACAAUACACCUAAACAGCUUACUUGGGUGCUGCCAACAAAUGAUUGUUUUUAAAUGGAUUCAUGCUUUCAUUGUAGUCAGGAUCUUACAGGAGCUGACGGGAUGGCUUCCACAGCCCCCCUCUGCCUGGACUAUAAAGGUAAUUUGCUCAUGUGGCAAACAUUAUUUGGCACCUGCUGUGUGCAUACCCUAGGAUGGGUCUGCCUCUGUCUGUGGAAAGUUCUCCGGUGCAGGGGAGUCAGCCAUGGGCACUGAUAUCAGGUGGUUAUGGUGGGUUUUGGCUUAUCCAGGGCAGAGCGAUGGGGGCAUACAGACUGAGUGUGUGUGUAGGGCCCCGGGGGGUGGGGGACAGAGAUGGACACACAUCAGGUCUGGAGCUUCAGGGAAUGGGUCUGUGUGGCAGAUCUAGGUUUAUCAUGAUCGUCUGUGGGUAUGUGAUUUGUCUGGGUGUGCAUGUUCGUGUGAGUUUCCUUGGGUCUCUGUGUGUAGGUGUGGUGCCUGUGUGUGUGUGUGUGUGUGUGUAGGCAUAUAUGCAUGCAUGCCCAUGUGUGUUACCCCGGGCUUGUGUAUGUCUGUAUAGAUACCUAGAUCGGAGUGUUCUCCGUCUGUACGUGCCUCCAUGUGUUUCUUUACUUUUGUGUGUGUCUAUAUGUAUCUCCACGUGUGUGUCAUUCCUGUGUGCCUCCAGGCCCCAGCAACCCAGGGCAAGCGUGUGUACCGCGCCCAAGUGUCCAAGUUUGCCUGUCUGAUGCUGUCUAUGCCACCCCAGCACCCUCUCUCUGCCUAGCUGAGCCCAUAUGGAUAUAGGAAAUUGAUCUCCCCUCACAGGGUACUGCUUGUGACCCCCAUCUGUCGCGGUGAGGAGGUUAUUUCUCUACUUUUGAGUCUCUGCGUGUGCCUCCACUCCCCCCCUCCACCCCCCCUCAUGCCUUCUGUGGUGAAUAUCAACACUGGAAACUGAGUAUCUGCAGAGAAUCCUGCGUGUGGGUGCGACCGGGUGUGAAGACCAGAAUGAGGCGGGGUGGGGGUCUUGCCUGACCACUCACCCCGACCCUCCCGACAAGUAUCUACCCCGCCCCCACUCCCCAAAUUGCGCAUCCCCAAUCGGACGAGGGGGAGGGGAAACAGGAUGCGGCGUGGCGCGUGCGCACUGCCGCCUUCAGCACCACGGACAGCUCCUUCGCCCCCGCCUACCGGCGCGUGCCACCACCUCCCCAGCACUGAAGGCGCGCUGACGUCACUCGCCGUUCCUCCCCAAACUCCCCUUCCCGGUCGCCUUGGUCGCGUCCGCGCCGCCGCCGGCCCAGCUGGACAGCACCACGAAGGGCGCGAGAUAGGGGGGUACGGGCGCGACCAUCCGCGCUGCGGCGGCGGCGACUCAGCGCUGCCUCAGUCUGCAGCGGGCAACCGAAGAGUCGCGUCGUGCCCGAGAGCGCAGCAGUGCUCCUGGGCCCCGCGCGGUCCGCCCCCGCGGCUCCUGACCCGACUGCUCCUAGGACCCCCUGCCCCGCGCCGCAGCCAUGAACUACCUGCGGCGCCGCCUGUCGGACAGCAACUUCAUGGCCAAUCUGCCAAAUGGGUACAUGACAGACCUGCAGCGCCCGCAGCCACCCCCGCCGCCGCCUGCUGCCCCCAGCCCCGGAGCCACGCCCGGUCCCACGACUGCCACUGCCGAGAGGGCCUCCGCGUCCGCCCCUGUGGCCUCUCCGGCUGCCCCUAGUCCCGGGUCUUCGGGGGGUGGUGGCUUCUUCUCGUCGCUGUCCAACGCGGUCAAGCAGACCACGGCGGCCGCGGCGGCCACCUUCAGCGAGCAGGUGGGCGGCGGCUCUGGGGGCGCAGGUCGUGGGGGCGCUGCCGCCAGGGUGCUGCUGGUCAUCGACGAGCCCCACACCGACUGGGCAAAAUACUUCAAAGGGAAAAAGAUCCAUGGAGAAAUUGACAUUAAAGUAGAACAGGCUGAAUUCUCUGAUCUCAACCUCGUGGCUCACGCCAAUGGUGGAUUCUCUGUGGACAUGGAAGUUCUUCGGAAUGGGGUGAAGGUCGUGCGGUCUCUGAAGCCAGACUUUGUGCUGAUCCGCCAGCACGCCUUCAGCAUGGCACGGAACGGGGACUACCGCAGUUUGGUCAUUGGGCUGCAGUAUGCUGGGAUACCCAGCGUCAACUCUUUGCAUUCUGUCUACAACUUCUGUGACAAGCCCUGGGUGUUCGCCCAGAUGGUUCGACUGCACAAGAAACUGGGGACCGAGGAAUUCCCUCUUAUCGAUCAGACCUUCUACCCCAAUCACAAAGAGAUGCUCAGCAGCACGACGUACCCUGUGGUGGUGAAGAUGGGGCAUGCGCACUCCGGGAUGGGCAAGGUCAAGGUGGACAACCAGCACGACUUCCAGGACAUCGCGAGUGUCGUGGCACUGACCAAGACGUACGCCACCGCCGAGCCCUUCAUCGAUGCCAAAUAUGACGUGCGUGUCCAGAAGAUUGGGCAGAACUACAAAGCCUACAUGAGGACGUCAGUGUCGGGAAACUGGAAGACCAACACCGGCUCUGCGAUGCUCGAGCAGAUCGCCAUGUCUGACAGGUGGGGGUGGCCCGGGGCCCAGCCGGAUCGGAGGUGGGGGUGGCGGGGAGCGUGGCGCGCCCCAAGCCAAGCACUGACAGGCUGCCUGCCCCCCACCCCCGUCUUGGCAGGUACAAGCUGUGGGUGGAUACCUGCUCAGAGAUUUUUGGGGGACUGGACAUCUGCGCGGUGGAGGCGCUGCACGGCAAGGACGGAAGGGAUCACAUCAUUGAGGUGGUGGGCUCCUCCAUGCCGCUCAUCGGGGACCACCAAGAUGAAGACAAGCAGCUCAUCGUGGAGCUUGUGGUCAACAAGAUGGCCCAGGCCCUGCCCAGGCAGCGGCAGCGGGAGGCCUCCCCCGGCCGGGGCUCCCACAGCCAGACUCCGUCCCCAGGGGCCCUGCCCUUGGGCCGCCAGACCUCCCAGCAGCCCUCGGGGCCUCCGGCUCAGCAACGACCCCCACCCCAGGGUGGCCCUCCACAGCCGGGCCCAGGCCCCCAACGCCAGGGACCCCCGUUGCAGCAGCGCCCACCCCCGCAGGGCCAGCAGCACCUUUCGGGCCUUGGACCCCCAGCUGGCAGUCCCCUGCCCCAGCGCCUACCAAGUCCCACAUCAGCGCCCCAGCAGCCUGUGUCCCAGGCCCCACCGCUGGCCCAGGGUCAAGGCCGCCAAUCCCGGCCGGUGGCGGGAGGACCUGGGGCACCUCCAGCAGCCCGCCCACCCGCCUCCCCAUCUCCCCAGCGCCAGGCGGGCCCCCCACAGGCUACCCGGCAGACAUCCGUCUCCGGUCAGGCUCCGCCAAAGGUCUCGGGGGCCCCACCGGGUGGUCAGCAGCGCCAGGGCCCACCCCAGAAACCCCCGGGCCCUGCUGGCCCCACCCGCCAGGCCAGCCAGGCGGGUCCCAUGCCCCGCACUGGGCCACCCACCACGCAGCAGCCGCGGCCCAGUGGCCCAGGACCUGCUGGACGGCCCACCAAGCCUCAGCUGGCCCAGAAACCCAGCCAGGACGUGCCGCCACCCGCCACUGCCGGGGGACCCCCGCACCCCCAGCUCAAAGCCAGCCCCGCCCAGGCCCAGCCUUAGCCAGGACGAGGUGAAAGCUGAGACCAUCCGCAGCCUGAGGAAGUCCUUCGCCAGCCUCUUCUCCGACUGACACCCCACCCUGAGAACCCUUAAUUCCUCCUGGGCAACCCCCCUCUGGGCCCUGAAUCCAUUUCUCACUUCUGGAGUCUCCAAAUCCCUUGAGAAGCCCUCUCCUGGUCCGCCAAGAUCCCUCUUCUCACUCCGCAGAAUGCCCAAGUCCCUGGGGAACCCCUCACUCCUGCUCCUAACACCAGUUCUCACUUUUGGAAGCCCCAAGUCCUUUCAAAAGCCCACUCCCGGCCACCUCAAGACGUACUUUUCAGUUUUAGAACCUCCAAACUCCCAAAGACCUCUACUCCCGGCCGCCCCCGCCCCCCGGAGUGCA
Molecule: messenger RNA, 6819 nt
Organism: Mirounga angustirostris (Northern elephant seal)
Lineage: Eukaryota; Metazoa; Chordata; Mammalia; Carnivora; Phocidae
Gene: SYN1
Product: synapsin I
Exons: 12
Coding region: 4318-6504 (728 amino acids)
Biological process (GO): neurotransmitter secretion
Cellular component (GO): synaptic vesicle membrane; synaptic vesicle
Molecular function (GO): ATP binding
Source: RefSeq, a predicted model, not a curated record